UUUGAUUGCACAUCAAGCUCAUGUCCAGUUUGACCCAGCGCAUAACCAUGACCAGCGAAAGCGAAGCGACUGGACAGCUUGAAUUGAAGCUAAACCGACUAAUUGAUCAGGCGCUCAAAUACAUUGAGCAGCUGCAAAAAUGGGAUUCAACAAGCGCAGUAUCUCCUGAGCAGUUCGACGAGUCUUGGUUCAAAAAUGAGCUUGUGAAAGGAGCAAAAGUUCUCUCUCACAAUGCUACAAAGCUCUCAUUAACGGCACCCCACCAAGCAAAGGACACUCCCGAAAUAUGCACAAACAUCGAAAAGUGCAUUUUGCAUAUCGUCGCGGUUGUUGAGUCGGUUCCCCCUUCACUUGGAGUAUCCCUGCAGGACGAAAUUCGCAGUACCUCAAUAUCUCUCCUUUUUGACGUAGCACACCUGGCCAAUAACUUCCUCUCGAAACCAAGAUCAUUGGACAGCGGUAACAAGCUCGGAUACCUAUCAUCGACGGGGAUCGUGUGGAAAGCGUGCCAAGUUGUUGAGAAUAUGUCAAUGAAUAAUGAAGCAGCUGUUGCAAAGAAAGUGAACAGCCGGAUAACCUUGGUGGCCGAUGCAGUGCUAGAGCUCGAGGAGGUAUUGGAAGCAGGAGGAAUAGCGGACGAAGGCUGGGACGAUCUAAUGUCAGAUGAUGAGCGAGAAACGGAGCCUAAGGAACUUAGUGACACGGAGAAGGACCUGGUCAAAAGAUGCAUCGUGAUUGUGAAAGCCACAAAGCUGAUGAUGAAGAAAACCAUGACAACUCUGGAGAAGGACGGGAAGAAAGUAUCCUCACAAAUCAUCAAUUCAGGCAAAGAAGGAAGGGUUCAAGUGGAUGUGGAGAGGGUCCAAAUGUUAGACGAGUUAGCCCGUUUAAGUAGCAUAUGCUCUCAACGUGUUGACGACCUUGUCAGCAACAUCGAUCCCCCAAUACUACCAGCGGAGGUGGCCAGUGCCGCCUCGAUGCUUACCAGCACCUGCACGGAUUGGAUAACCUUAGCGAAGACCCUAUUUGACGAGCAAGCAACAGUCAUGUGGUUUUCGACGUGCGGAGUGCAGCUACAAACCGUCCUCGAACAGAUCUUGGAAAAAACCUCUGCCCGAUGAUAAUCGUCCAAGGCUUGUUGCAUACGGUUUCUAUUUCUAUGUACUAGAGCUGCUCCAUAUACUUCCGAUGGUUAUCUGUCAUAAAUACACCUGGUCAUUGCAAUUUCAAAGUAGGAUUGGUCGCAAUGGCGCGAGCCUUG
Spizellomyces punctatus DAOM BR117 is the source of this 1261-nucleotide messenger RNA. RefSeq lists its product as uncharacterized. Gene Ontology annotation, cellular component: nucleus. The transcript has 2 exons. NCBI's taxonomy places the organism in Eukaryota, Fungi, Chytridiomycota, Chytridiomycetes, Spizellomycetales, Spizellomycetaceae. The record is from RefSeq and is a predicted model, not a curated record. Gene Ontology annotation, biological process: regulation of cell cycle. The coding region runs from base 21 to 1121 and encodes 366 amino acids.